Messenger RNA from Cryptosporidium muris RN66, 1035 nucleotides. RefSeq names its product DHHC zinc finger domain-containing protein. Gene Ontology annotation, cellular component: endoplasmic reticulum; Golgi apparatus. Bases 1 to 1035 code for a protein of 344 amino acids. The transcript has a single exon. NCBI's taxonomy places the organism in Eukaryota, Apicomplexa, Conoidasida, Eucoccidiorida, Cryptosporidiidae. Gene Ontology annotation, molecular function: protein-cysteine S-palmitoyltransferase activity. Gene Ontology annotation, biological process: protein targeting to membrane; peptidyl-L-cysteine S-palmitoylation. The record is from RefSeq and is a predicted model, not a curated record.
AUGAGAACUUCUAGCUCUAAUGAGGCUCCAAUAGGAGAGCGUUUUAUCGUAUCACCUCGUAUAUCAGCCCAAGAUAACAAAAUUGGUCGAAUAAUGCUGAGUAUCCUGCCCGUAAUAUAUGUCUUGAUCAUUAUACUUUCCUUGUACUGCAUUUAUACUAUUUACCAUUUGGUUCCACUAAUUUUAUAUAAUCCGAAAGUAGGAAUACCAGAAGUAGUAAUCUUUAAUACACUAGCUUGUAUGGUAUUGAUAUGCUUUGGUCUAAGUAUAGCUACACCUCCAGGUGGUGUUCCAGACGAUCCAAAAUGGAAAUUUACAAGUAAUGAGAUUAAUACUACAAAUAGUAUACCAUAUAAUCUAAAAGAAAUAAAGAGUACGGGGGAAAGACGCUAUUGUAAAUGGUGCGCAAAAUAUAAACCUGAUAGGACUCACCAUUGUAGGGUUUGUCGCACUUGCAUAUUAAAAAUGGACCACCACUGCCCUUGGAUAUAUAACUGUGUGGGUUGGAAGAAUCACAAAUAUCUCUUAUUAUUAAUUUUAUAUUCUUUAUUAACCAGUUUAUUUCUCACUUGUACUCUUGCACCAACACUAAGCCAUACUAUAAAGUCUAGUAUUGUGAAAUUUGGGGACAUUGUUGCUUUGCUUUUAGCAGAAGUUUUAGCUGCAUUUUUAUCUGUAUUAUUACUAUGCUUCUUUAUAUUUCACAUGUGGCUAGUUCUUAACGGAAUGACAACCAUUGAGUUCUGUGAAAAGUCACAUUCUAAUUCAGCUACUAGGCAAUGGUACAAGGGUCACUACAAUUCGUUUACAGAAGUAUUUGGGGAAAAUCCACUUUUGUGGUUUCUACCAAUUAAUAAUGUAAAGGGAGAUGGGACAAAUUUUGAUAGUAAUGAAGAAGACGUUGAUACAACUUCCAUUAUUGUGAGUGAUCUUAUUCAAGAAAGUAUAGAUAAGAAUAAACCUAGCUCAGGUGAUGAAAGAAGCUAUUUACUUAAGAAUCAGCAAGAUCCAGAAAGGACAAGUCCAGUUCUAUAA